Archocentrus centrarchus (flier cichlid) is the source of this 3337-nucleotide messenger RNA. Its product is annotated as TOX high mobility group box family member 2-like. The coding region runs from base 436 to 1863 and encodes 475 amino acids. The record is from RefSeq and is a predicted model, not a curated record. Gene Ontology annotation, biological process: regulation of transcription by RNA polymerase II. Gene Ontology annotation, cellular component: nucleus. Lineage: Eukaryota; Metazoa; Chordata; Actinopteri; Cichliformes; Cichlidae. The transcript has 9 exons. Gene Ontology annotation, molecular function: chromatin DNA binding.
ACCACUUCUGUACUGGAACCAAUGCAAGAAUAUGCACCUCCAUAACAAAGCCUGUAUGGAGUCCUGAGAGCAGUGGGACAACACGGGCUGCAGGUUUAUGGGCUGCUGUUCAGCUUUUUAAAAAAUAUCCAGUGAGACAGGAUCUGAGUUGGAUGUUUGCAUUGUUUUGCCAGCACGUGCGUUACCAGUGAAUUUGUACUGUCGCUUUUGAGUGAGUGAGUGUUUCGCAUCCCGGCGCGGGCUCUGAGGAGGACUGCGCAUCACUUAGAGUUGGUGCCGAAGUUCGGCCGCGAACGGAUGUGAGGGAAGAGUGUGCCGAGUAAAACUCCCUCACUUGUUUUCGUCUCUCCCGCUUUGGCGUUUGUCUUUGCCAGGACACUAGUGAGUCAAAGACGCUGAAAGUGAUUUCAUGCCUUCAGUCUCGCACAGUCUGAGAUGGACGUGAGAUUUUAUCCUGCGCCCCCGGCAAAUGUGGGUUCAUGCUCCCUACCGACUGAUCCAAGUUGCCUGAGCUCGUUGGACUAUUAUCACACGAACAAGGCCCGGUACAGUGUGGGUGAGCGAGGGGUUAGGCUCCACACUGCCCCCCCUCCAGCCAUCAAUCCACCUAGGAAAAGACUACCCACUGCUGUGUUUGAUGGUGACAACAUGUACAUGAAUGACAAUAACCAAGAGUUUCGGUCACCAAACCAGAGCUACUCCAGUCAGGGCAGAGGCAGCGGCGGUGGCGGAGGAGGAGGAGGGGGAGGAGGAGCUGGGGAUGAAGACUAUGAGAUCCCCCCCAUCACACCCCCGAACCACCCUGACCCUUCUUUGCUCCAUCUCAUGGAGCAUGAGUCAGGUUACCCCUUUCACUCCCUGCCGCACAAUGGCUUGCUCAACACCUACCCCUACCCCGAGCUGCCCGCGCUCAUGAUGUCCAACAUGCUGGGUCAGGACACUCACCUCCUCUCUGGGCCUAUGCACUCGAUAAGCAGUGAGAAGCGACCCUCAGCAGAAAUGAUGAAGCCCAAACCCAAACCACAAAAGAAGAAGAAGAAGAAGGAUCCCAAUGAGCCACAGAAACCCGUGUCCGCAUAUGCGCUCUUCUUCAGAGACACCCAAGCAGCCAUCAAGGGCCAAAACCCGAAUGCUACCUUCGGGGACGUGUCUAAGAUUGUGGCCUCUAUGUGGGACAGCCUAGGCGAAGAACAGAAGCAGGGGUACAAGAGGAAAACCGAGGCGGCUAAGAAAGAGUACCUGAAAGCCUUGGCCGCGUACCGAGCCAGUCUGGUUUCCAAGACAUACAAUGACCCUGAACCAAAAAGUGCCCAGCAGACCAGCCAGCCCUCCCACAUGCUGCCCCCCAAGCAGUCCCUGUACAGCGUGCCCCCUCAGCCCUCCUCACCAUACCUGGGCCCACCAGGCUCCUUCCCCCUGUCAGACCUCCAGAGCUAUGGCGGGCCACCCCGCCACACACUGGCACAGACCCUCGGCCAGUCUCAGAUGCUCCCACCCAGCAUGAGUGCCUCUCCCCCAGCACCCUUCCAAAUCAGCCCACCUCUGCAUCCGCACGCUCAGCUCUCCCUGCAUCAGAGCUCCCUGCUCAACCAGCCAAUCCGAAUGCAGCAGUCACAACCAAUCAUCUCACACCAAAUGGGGCUCCAGGCAUCUCUGCAUUCCCCUCCUCUCAGCCAACAGGGUUUCUCCCAUAUUCAGGCUGAUUACCAGAACAGUGUUGGGGGCUCACAGUCUCCAGGGGCCCCCAAUCCAGUGCACGGCCAGAACCCUGACUGGGAUAGCGAGUACUGCAACAGGGACUGUGGGCCCAACCAUUGCAGCAGCGGCAUGGGAGCUCGAGACAAGCCUCUCUACCUCACUUGAAGUUGAAAGACCUCCAAAUGUCAGACUCCAGGGAGCUUUCUAACAUAACAACAACAUCAUCGAUGUAUCUGCUUCUACACCAUUUUUUUUCUCUUUUUUUCUUUUUUUCUGAUGGAUUUCGAAAAUCCCAAAGACUGCUACAGUAACUUCACCUAUUUGCCAAGCACUUAGAUCGGCCAGAAGCCUGAGGCACUUCUCUUGCUUUUUUUUUUCCUUAUCAGUGAACUUUCCAUUUUUUGAGGGGGCAGUGAGUUUUAAGCUCAUGCCAAAAAAAAAAAGUCUCAUUUUGUCUAGAAUUUUUUUUUAAUGAUUCCUCUCCUCUUUGCUCCAUUACUCCGUUUGCCAUGGACUGCCCUUGUUGGGGAGUUAAAAUGCUCAAAGCAUACUCAAAGCGUAGGGUCUUGGAUAGAAAAGCUAAUGCAGGAAAUAGAAUAUAGUCACCUUGUCAGGGUGGAUGUACUUCAGGACAGACUGAAACACCCGAACUGGGUGAAAGCAAAGCGACAUUUAAAUGAAGGUAUUGUCAUAAACACAUUUGUAAAUCAUCCUUGCCCUCAGUAAAGAAUUUCAUCCUUUCCUUUAUUUAUCACAGCGUGAUUGUAAAUAUCACAAAAAUGGAUUCCUCUUAUGUGUGUAUUUAGCUGCAGUCCCUUGCCUUCCUUCUUCUUUUUUUUUUUGAACAUCGUUUUCCUUUGGUUACGUGACUUUUUGUGCAGGCGGAUUCAGUGAGGGAAUACACACACUAAAACUUGUGUUGAAACUGUGUUCACCAGUCUUAUAUCUCUCCAAAUACGAGGGAAAUGCAAAGACUGCAAAAUGCUCAAUUUCCUCCACAGCUGGCAGAGCUCCGGUAGAGAGCGUCACUCUCUUCACAUGGCCUCAGGACACUGCAGAACUGUAGAGGUCAAAGAUUGAAACCUCUCCUUUUAGCUCCUCCUAUUCUAGCCACCCCCUCCUCCCACACCUGUAACCCCCCCCCCGCCCCCCUGCCCAACACCCCUUAGUCCCAACACCACUUGUACAGGUGAAUUAAAAAAAAAAAAAAAAAAGUUGCUAAAUGUGAAAUGUUACUAAAGAAAAAAAAAACAUAACAGUGGGUUUUAAAGUUUUUGACUAGUUUUAUUAGGUGUUUUAGAAUUGUGUUGAACUCAUCUUUAUCUCUUUUUUUUGUGAAGAAAAACAAUUCUUUACAAUAUUUUGUUUUUUCACUGUAGCAGGAUUUUGCGUUUCAGAGGAUCGGUCAUCGGGAUAGAUAUUUUAAUUUUGUGUAUAAACCUGCCAAACAUACUUUUAAUUUUUAAAGACAGUGAUGAGAAGAACCCAUUAUGUUUUGUUAAAUAUCAUAUGGUCAUUCUAUUUAAUUUGGUUGCAGGUUCCACAUCUAUUUAUGAAUGAAAUGAAGUAACAUUUUGGCUUAUUUUCAUCAGGGUGCAUUAUUAUUAUUAUUAUUAUUAUUAUUAUUAUUAUUAUUGAU